UGGCGAAUCACAGUAAAAAGUUUUGUUCUAAAAAUUUUUUGUUUCAAACAUGGUGGUAGGUGCAUUUCCUAUUGCAAAAUUGGGUAUGCUAACGGUAAGGCACAUUAGCAAGCCGGUCAGCAACUUAAUAAAACGUAGUGCCAGGUCGAAUCAAUUUGUUAAGAAUUUCGUUUGCACUCCUCCGGCUCAAUUAUACAAUUGGCUGGAGGUUAGGGGUAAAAUGCUAAUGUUGAGGAUGAAGCAGCCAAAGCGGGUGCCACCUCUUAACGACGCCAUGGCCAUAGAAGUGGGCGGAGAUAUACUCGGGGAGCUUAUUAUAUUUAUUAUUGGCGUCAGUCUAAUUAUGUUGGAAUUCUCGCGGCAAGCACGAAAUGAAAGAAAGAAACAAAACGACGAAAUUGAAGAAAAAGAAGAGCUUCGAAGGCAAAUAGCGAAGAUGAAGAUUCGUAUUUGUCAGCAGGCAAAGGAAAUAAAGAAGCUCAAGGAGAAACUGGGCUCUAUUGAAGCUAGCGUCGACCAGGAAUGUUAUUAAAUUAUUUAUUAUAAAUGCCCAUUGUGCCUAUCUGUUGGCUGAUGUAACCGAAAAUUAAUUCCCCAAAAGCAAACAAGACCGACAAUUAUUGGGAAAGUGCACCUCAGCCAUAAAUAUUUCAAAAUUGAUUAUACUUGUGUUAGCAAAGGUUAUGCAAAAUUAUUUAUUGUAAAGCAUAUAUAAAUGAAAAGUCCGACAAGCCAUUUGCCCAUCUUUAUACAUACAUAGUAUAUGUACAUGAAUAUGUAUACAAACGUGGGUAUAGACUUAUCUGACUUUUAAAAUAUAAAUAACCAAAUGCG
Molecule: messenger RNA, 834 nt
Organism: Scaptodrosophila lebanonensis
Lineage: Eukaryota; Metazoa; Arthropoda; Insecta; Diptera; Drosophilidae
Product: putative OPA3-like protein CG13603
Exons: 3
Coding region: 50-532 (160 amino acids)
Biological process (GO): regulation of lipid metabolic process
Cellular component (GO): mitochondrion
Source: RefSeq, a predicted model, not a curated record